This is a messenger RNA of Panicum hallii, 1705 nucleotides long. Its product is annotated as sugar transporter ERD6-like 5. Gene Ontology annotation, biological process: carbohydrate transport; transmembrane transport. Bases 73 to 1524 code for a protein of 483 amino acids. Gene Ontology annotation, molecular function: sugar transmembrane transporter activity. The transcript is spliced from 18 exons. Gene Ontology annotation, cellular component: membrane. The record is from RefSeq and is a predicted model, not a curated record. NCBI's taxonomy places the organism in Eukaryota, Viridiplantae, Streptophyta, Magnoliopsida, Poales, Poaceae.
GUCCUCGUCAGCUCAGCUCGAAACACUCAAGCAGGGACGGGCCGACCGAGAGGGAGAACCCAGGCCGGCCAGAUGGAGCAUGAGGAUCAAGAAGCGCAGAAGCCUCUCCUGGCCACGGCCGCAGGGAGCAGCGGUGAUGGCCGUCAGGGAGCGGCGGCGUCCUCCUCCUCCUCUUCGAUUGCGGUCGUGGUCGCCAGCACCGCCGUCGCCGUCGCCGGAUCCUUCGAGUUCGGCAUCUCGGUGGGCUACUCGUCGCCUUCUCAGCCGGGCAUCAUGCGUGAUCUCGACCUCUCCUUAGCCGAGUACUCUCUCUUUGGCUCGAUACUAACCAUUGGAGCAAUGCUAGGAGCUAUUGUCAGUGGUACCGUGGCAGACCAUGUCGGCCGAAGAUGCACAAUGGCAAUAUCAGAUCUUCUUUGCAUUCUUGGAUAUCUGCUGAUAACCUUUUCCCAGAAUUUUUGGUGGCUUGACAUCGGACGGGUCUCAAUUGGAUGUGGAAUCGGCCUUCUUUCAUAUGUGGUUCCAGUCUAUAUAUCAGAGAUAACACCAAAGAAUCUCAGAGGAGGAUUUGCAACUGUAAACCAGUUUAUGAUAUGUUGCGGGGCAUCUCUUGCGUAUGUUUUGGGGACCUUUAUCACUUGGCGUACCUUGGCAAUCAUCGGAGUGGCACCAUGUUUACUGCAGUUGGUUGGCCUUCUUGUGACUCCUGAAUCCCCUAGAUGGCUGGCAAGGUUUGGACACCCAGGUGCAUUUGAGGCAGAGUUGCAGAAGCUAAGGGGAAAGGGAACUGAUAUAUCUGAGGAAGCAGUAGAAAUCAAAGAUUUUACAGAAAAGCUUCAGCACUUACCAAAGUCAAAGAUGUUGGACCUGUUUGAGAAGGAUUAUAUUCAUGCUGUUACAGUUGGAGUUGGGCUAAUGGCCCUUCAACAGUUUGGGGGAGUGAAUGCCAUUUGUUUCUAUGCUAGUGAAAUAUUUGUUUCAGCUGGUUUUUCGUCAGGAAACACAGGAAUGCUUGCUAUGGUUGCUGUCCAGAUUCCGAUGACGGGAUUAGGGGUACUUCUAAUGGAGAAGGCUGGAAGGAGGCCACUUUUGAUGGUCUCUGCAGCUGGAACAUGCCUGGGUUGCCUACUAGUUGGUUUGUCAUUCUUAGCUAAGGAGCAUCACUGGGGAAAGGACCUGAACAUAUUGCUGGCUUUGGCAGGCAUUCUGACCUUCGGGGGAUCCUUUUCACUGGGCAUGGGGGGAAUACCAUGGGUCAUAAUGUCAGAGAUCUUUCCCAUAAACAUGAAGGGAGCAGCAGGAAGCCUUGUGACCCUAGUAAGCUGGCUCGGCUCAUGGACCGUCUCCUAUUCCUUCAACUUUCUCCUGGUGUGGAACUCUUAUGGCACAUUCUUCAUCUUUGCAAGCAUAUGUGGCCUAACAGUUGUGUUUGUGGAGCGGCUAGUGCCAGAAACAAAAGGAAGAACCCUAGAAGAGAUUCAAGCCUCCAUGAACUCGUCCUUAACGGGCCCCCCUCACAAAUGAUUUGGUUGUGUAGUUUAGAUGGCCAAAUAUGUAAAGUUUGGGCGAUUAUCUGGGAUACUGUUGUUUGUAGACGACUAGACGUAGGAGUUUGUACAUCAUAUUUUCCCAAUAACAUAUGCAUACUGUAUUGGGUGCCACUGAUUGAGUUUAGCAUGCUAAUUUUUAUCCAUUUGAAAUUGAA